UGCAGCUGCGACUCCCCCCCUCCCCCCGCGACUCCCCUUUCAUCCCAUCUCCCUGCAGGGGGGCGAGGAUUCAUCCCUAAUCGGCCAUCUCCACUCCCGGCCAGGCCGCACACUGCAGUCUCUGGCUAGCUGCAGGUGCUGACAGCUGCCUCUCUUGUGGAAGAGAGAAGACACUGGGGAGCUCCUACUAAAAGGGGGCACUGGGGGUCGACAUGCAGGAGAGCUACGAAACCGUGAUCUCGCUGGCAGAAGAAAUUGCCAUCAGCUGGCCCCGCAUCACUGCCUUCACAGAGACCAGAGGGCGGCGUGGCCUGGCUCCUGGGCUAGAAAUGGAGCCAGAGCAAGGGCAGCUGGCACCUGUGCAAGGCCAAGCAGCAGCGGCCACUACUGCUGCCUCAAGCGAAGAGGGGAUUCUUCCAGACUUCCGGAGGCAGCUUGGGGUGAUCCUGCAGACCGUGGGCAAGGCACAGGUGGAGAAGAUGCUGAGAGAGCUGGUGAAAGAACAGGAGCAGCAGGGCAGAGUCAGGCGGCGAAAGAGAGUGGCAAGAAGUCCCCGGCAUGGAGCAGGUGAUGGCAGGCAGAACAGUUUGGAGGCCCCACAGGAGCUUCGUGGUAGAACAUUUGAAGGAUCUGCAGUCCUGGCCAGGAAGCCACCUGAGAAUGAACUGCAAAUGUCCCCUCUUUUGUAUUCAGGACAGGUGGCUGGGCAAAAGCAACCAAUUUCAGGGAAGACUGGUCAUGGGGACGCCAAAGAGUGUAAGAACAGUCUUUCCCAUCAGCAGAGCUCUUUAGUGACAAGGUGGGGGACAGGCUCUGAGUCGAGGGAGAGCAUCAGUCGCAAUCUGUUCAGCAACAUGAGUCGGGACACCAUUGAUGGUGGGAGAGUCUGGCCACCAUUUGGGGAAAGAGCCCAGUUCUUGUCUGGAUGGCAGAAACCACGUUAUGCCCAGAGACGCCGGCGCCCACCAGCAGGAGAGAAACCCCACCGCUGUGGGCCAUGCAGGAGAUCCAUGGUAGCCCCAACGGCAAGAUCUGAUUCCCCUCUAAACUCUGCCAUGGCUCUUCUACCAGACCCUGCCUCGACGUCUUCUGCACUCCUGCCACUAAACUCCAUAGAGCCACUGACCUCCACCCAGCCCUUGCCUGUGAACUCUGCUGCAGCCCCACCUCGAAAACCCCAUGCCUGCGAGGAGUGCGGGAAGCGAUUCCGAAUCCUUGCCAACUUGGAAAGGCAUCAGCAGCGCCAUGCGGCAGAAAAGCCUCACCAGUGCCGUGACUGUGGGCGGCGAUUCCGCUGGGGUUGCCACCUAGAGCGCCACCGGCGCUCACGGCGCUGUGUGGAGUGUGGUGGGGGCCUGGCAACACCUCCUCCACCUCCAUCCCCGCCCCCAGAACCCGACCGACCCUACUCCUGUGGGGAAUGUGGGAGGCGGUUCACGCAGCGCUCGGCACUCAGCAAGCACCGGCGGCUGCAUUCAGGGGAGCGCCCGUAUGGCUGCGGAGAGUGUGGGAAGCGCUUCCUGCAGCGCUCUGACCUCACCAUCCACGUGCGCUCGCAUUCCGGGGAGCAGCCCUAUGUCUGCACAGAGUGCGGCCGUCGCUUCAGCGUCAGUUCCAACCUCAGCAAGCAUCGCCGCAUGCAUCGUGGUGAGCGCCCCCACGCCUGCUCUGUGUGCGCCAAACGCUUCCUGCAGCGUUCCGAGCUCCUCAUCCACCAGCGCGCUCACACUGGGGAGCGCCCCUAUCCCUGCACAGCCUGCGGAAAGCGCUUUGCUCGCCGAGCUCAUCUCAAGCGCCACCAGCGCACCCACGGUGGGGUGCCUGCCACAGCCACUGCCUCUCGACACCAGAGUGCCCGACUGCUCACCACCUCUGCCAUGGACACCAUAUCCCUUCUUGAGCACGAACGGGGAGGGGUGCCCGAUGCCCUUGAGUCACGGCCCCACACCAACACACCAUGCCCUCCAGCGGCUGGGCCCUCGGCAUUCUCAGCAGCCCGAGGUGCAACGGGUGCUGCCUCACUGGGCCUGCCCUGGGCCGUAUCCUCCUCUGCCCGCCUCUCUUUCUGCUCCAGCCCUCUCUGAUCAUUUGGGAGCUCCCCUGCACCCCUGCCCUUCAUCAGUCUAUCGUGACCUGUGGGCAGCCCUCGCGAGACCUGUUUUGUGGGUGGGGGUCUAGCCCUGUGCAGAUGGCAGUGGGGGGGUUCUGCUGGGGCGUGGGAGCAGUUUACAUUUUGGACCCCAAAUGUUGUUUGCCGGGUAGCCUGGCAGCUUUGCUUCUUCGUGUGGCCUCCUGCCAGCCUUGCUUAGAGCAUCUGGUGUACGGAUGGAGCGGGGUGUAGGCAGGCAGCCCCAGUCCCUGCGUGGGACAUUAGCAAUAUUUUCGGAGUCAUGAUUGAGCUCUUGAACAUCAACCAGUGUGAACAAGCUGGACAUGUUAUUAAGCCUGGGACUAGGGAACAGUUAAUCUGCUUUUCUGCAGAAGCACAGUGGGGAAGGCGGGGGGGAGGAAACACUCCAGGCUGACUGCCUCUAAGAGGUACAAGUAAGCAUAAUGGUUUGUGAACCACAGUGUGAUCACAGGCACACAUUUCCUAGCCCCAGACCUACCCACUCACACCCCCUGUACCCUUGCCACCGACCACCACGCCACCACUUACCGUUGGCUCACUUCUCUUUCCCCCACCUUUCAUAAACAUGAGUGCUCCCUGCCUCCCCCAACAAUAUUCCUACCGAGGUUUCUCAACGAAACAUUUCCCUUUGAUCAGACUGCCAUUGUUUCCUUUUGUGCAAGAGAAGUUUCACCAGGCUUCACUAAGGUGCUACAGAUCCACUUCUGGGAGCAAAAAUGACACACUAGCCGUUGCAUAAAUUGAGAGUGGGUUGUGUGUGUGUUUUGGGAUCCGACAGGGUUUAAGCUUCUGUUGCUAGACAAGAUUGCUCCGAGAGCCAAGCGCUGGCAGACAUAGAAUCAAGUCGGAAGAAAGGAGGACACUUGCUCAUCCUUUCACAGAAGUUCAGCUGCAGAGGAUGGGGCAGCGGGUUGGUGUCGGGCUGAAACUGCUGCUGCUGCUUGCUGAAUUUGGGAUGGCAGCCAGCGCUUUCAGGAGGGGUCAUCGUGACUUUCUUCACCGCCGCUCCCGAGGAAGCAGAUUGGAAGAGGAGGAGAAGCAAGUGGCACCUGCUCUGAUGGGAACUGUGGACUGGAACAGUGUGGGUGGAAGCGGGAUGGAGUCCAGUUUCAGCAGCCACUUAAAGUUUUAAGUGUGUUGAGAGGAGCAGAGAUGAUGCUUCUGAGCCCUUGGCCUCUACCCACACGCCAAAGCUGUGCCCGGUUCUACGGCUGUUCACCAGAGCCAUGUUAUUUCUCCAGUUGUUUGUACAUUCCUGGUACCUUUUGGACUGGUGCUUUAUUGCUAGGGGGGAUCAAGGGGGUGGGUGGGCCACAAAGGUCUGUGGCUUAGCCUGGACUGGACUCUAGAAUGGGGAGGGGUAAAUGA
Molecule: messenger RNA, 3499 nt
Organism: Eublepharis macularius
Lineage: Eukaryota; Metazoa; Chordata; Lepidosauria; Squamata; Eublepharidae
Product: zinc finger protein 260-like
Exons: 5
Coding region: 213-2084 (623 amino acids)
Biological process (GO): regulation of transcription by RNA polymerase II
Cellular component (GO): nucleus
Molecular function (GO): DNA-binding transcription activator activity, RNA polymerase II-specific; RNA polymerase II cis-regulatory region sequence-specific DNA binding
Source: RefSeq, a predicted model, not a curated record